Messenger RNA from Neltuma alba, 1546 nucleotides. Its product is annotated as GDP-mannose 3,5-epimerase 2. NCBI's taxonomy places the organism in Eukaryota, Viridiplantae, Streptophyta, Magnoliopsida, Fabales, Fabaceae. The record is from RefSeq and is a predicted model, not a curated record. Gene Ontology annotation, molecular function: GDP-mannose 3,5-epimerase activity; NAD binding. The transcript is spliced from 7 exons. The coding region runs from base 106 to 1236 and encodes 376 amino acids.
UCAGCAGUCAGGCGUAGUCAGCUGGCUGCGGAAACACCCCAUAAUCAUACAAACUCUUUGGGAAUUGGAAUUGAGCGCUGCCUACAAAUCUAAGCAAUUUCCUGAAUGGGAGGUGCCGGAAGAACUGAGUAUGGUGAAUACACCUAUGACAACCUUGAGAGAGAACCUUACUGGCCAUCAGAAAAGCUUCGAAUUUCCAUCACCGGAGCUGGUGGUUUUAUUGCCUCCCACAUAGCAAGGCGCUUGAAGACCGAGGGGCAUUAUAUUAUUGCUUCUGACUGGAAGAAAAAUGAGCACAUGACUGAAGAAAUGUUCUGCCACGAAUUCCAUCUAGUUGAUCUGAGGGUUAUGGAUAACUGUCUCAAGGUGACUGAGGGAGUUGACCACGUUUUCAACCUUGCUGCUGAUAUGGGUGGGAUGGGCUUUAUCCAGUCCAACCACUCUGUCAUUAUGUACAACAACACAAUGAUUAGUUUCAACAUGCUUGAGGCAGCCAGGAUUAACAAAGUUAAGAGGUUUUUUUAUGCCUCGAGUGCUUGUAUCUACCCUGAGUUUAAACAGCUGGAAACUAAUGUGAGCUUGAAGGAGUCUGAUGCUUGGCCAGCUGAGCCGCAAGAUGCAUAUGGGCUAGAGAAGCUUGCAACAGAGGAAUUAUGCAAGCACUAUAACAAGGAUUUUGGAAUUGAGUGUCGUGUUGGCCGGUUCCACAACAUUUAUGGUCCCUUUGGGACAUGGAAGGGUGGGAGGGAGAAGGCUCCUGCUGCCUUUUGUCGUAAGGCAAUCACUUCCACUGAUAAAUUUGAGAUGUGGGGGGAUGGAUGUCAAACACGAUCUUUCACCUUCAUAGAUGAGUGUGUCGAAGGUGUACUUAGAUUAACAAAAUCAGACUUUCGGGAGCCGGUGAACAUUGGAAGUGAUGAGAUGGUCAGCAUGAAUGAGAUGGCUGAGAUUGUUCUUGGCUUUGAGAACAAGAAUAUUCCUAUACAUCACAUUCCUGGGCCAGAGGGUGUUCGUGGCCGUAACUCCGACAACACGCUGAUUAAAGAGAAACUUGGAUGGGCUCCGACUAUGAAGUUAAAGGAUGGGCUCAGAAUUACAUACUUCUGGAUUAAGGAACAGAUUGAGAAAGAGAAGGCUCAAGGCACUGAUACGUCAGUUUAUGGGUCAUCCAAAGUGGUGCAGACCCAAGCCCCUGUUCAACUAGGCGCUCUCCGGGCAGCAGACGGCAAAGAAUAAAUUACUCUCCCGAAUGUUUAAUGUAGGAGCAGACUCCUAUAUUGAUAUAUCAUAGAGGUCCGUGAUUUAGGCUUAUUAGCAAUGUGAUUUGCUGUCUGUGUGUGUGAUGUGUAGACGGGGAGCUUUAAUGUUUUUGUUGUGUUUUAUGAUUGGUUAAGCCACUAGUUGCUGCUCAGGGGGUUUCUACUGAGAUGUAAGUUAUUUUACUGGUUAAAUAAGAAUGCCCUGAUUGUAUUAGCGUUUGAGGGCCUGUUUGCCAUCAUGUUUAAUAAGCAUAUUUUACGCAAGUCAAGACAAAACUCUUUUUACA